Messenger RNA from Spodoptera litura, 904 nucleotides. Lineage: Eukaryota; Metazoa; Arthropoda; Insecta; Lepidoptera; Noctuidae. The record is from RefSeq and is a predicted model, not a curated record.
AAUAUUAAUUUUAAUAAGUAUUUUUCUUGCAGAAAUGAUAUCGGAAAGAAUUCACGUAUUUGAGGACACGGAGGUCGAGGAUCAGUAUGCGCUGGGUGAUAUUGGCACACUGGAAGAUGACUUCAUUGAAGAAGAAAAUGAAGAAGACGAUGUCAACGAACAAGAGUUUAAUAAUGAGUAUGAAGUUAUGUCGACCAUAGUGCGGGAAGGUGGCAAUAAUGCUGGACAAGAUCCCAGGUCUUCCACCAAUGGCUGGCUGUCACCAGAACCUCCCGAGUGCCAUAGAUUUAUGGGAUUAACCACGUGUGUGAAUCGGGACGGUACAGUUUACGUGCGUGAUAUAGUACGGGCACAACAACUGAUACCCAUCACUAUAUCACUCGCCGAGCAUUACAAGGACUACUCACAGAACGAAACAAUCACUGACUGGACACCGGGACAGUCAUGCGUCGUCUACGAUAGCAGAAGGAAUCUGUAUUUAAGAUCCAUAAUCAAGAAAGUGGAUACAGAAAAUAGGACGUGUACUGUUGAGUACAUUGAUUACGGCAAUAUAAACGAACAUGUCUUUGAGGACCUACGAAGAGGUACUCCGACGCGGCACAUACCUGCCCUUGCUCAGACAUGUUCCAUUUAUAAUUUAAAUCCCGUGGGAGGCACCUGGACUGGUGAAGCCAUCGACUACAUGAACGAACACAUCGUAGGCCGAGUAUGGGACAUACGCAUCUGUGGUUUAGUAUUCACAGGUCAAUCUAUUAAUUUCUUAAUUGAUUUAGUAGGUGAUGCAAUUUGGGCUAGCUGCCUGCCGAGAGAUUUAGUGGACCAUAUAUACUACGCGUCCUACAUCCAUCACCCGAGCGCGGUCCUUCGGUCUAAUCGUCCACGUUUGUAGGGAGUGAGUCAUGUA